AUGAACCUUGACACGCUGACGGUAUUUGGCCCUGCAAUUCCUUGCUGGUCUCAUGGAGACUUGGAUCUCUUUAUCAAGUACGGCAGAGGAUGGAAAGAGCUUCGCUACAUAACACAUACCUCGGCUUUCGUCGACACAAUAUCCUCCCGCAGCGGAAAGACAAUCACAAUGCCUAGCGAACCGCAACCUGCAGCCUGGCAGCGUGAUCUUGAGAACCGCGAUGGCCCAAACUCCGGAGCUUCUGUUACCACGUACAAGUCGCAGAACCCAAAACCCCGUGUCUGUUACGUGGCCAACUAUGCGGACGGAGUUGUCAUAUCCUCCAACUCCAACAACGGGUGUCGAUUAUUCGGGCGCAGACGGGAUUUCCCCAAGCCUAGAUUGGAAGAGGACAAAAGAGUCAUCUUAAUCGUGGUAAAGCGUGGCAAAAUGCAGAUUGGCAAGAAUUGUAGAGAGCAGAUGACCAGGAGGAUCAGGAGUCUUUAG
Molecule: messenger RNA, 486 nt
Organism: Trichoderma gamsii
Lineage: Eukaryota; Fungi; Ascomycota; Sordariomycetes; Hypocreales; Hypocreaceae
Exons: 1
Coding region: 1-486 (161 amino acids)
Source: RefSeq, a predicted model, not a curated record